Molecule: messenger RNA, 336 nt
Organism: Aspergillus puulaauensis
Lineage: Eukaryota; Fungi; Ascomycota; Eurotiomycetes; Eurotiales; Aspergillaceae
Exons: 1
Coding region: 1-336 (111 amino acids)
Source: RefSeq, a predicted model, not a curated record
AUGCGAGGAGUCUCCUGUCCCUCCAAUGGGCUCGGGCUGUGCAAUAUGGAGGUGGAAGGAUCGUUUGAAACGCCGUCAGAAAAUCCUUCUUGCGGGGCGCAUCCGGAACUCACGCCAGUCAAGCCCGAGGCGAAACGAAUGCAGAACGUAAGAAAAAAGCAAUGCGAAGAUGUUCAUCUUUUCGAAAGAAAUGCUGAAAAGGGGGUCAAUAAUAAUCGAUUUAUUAGUGGGCGUGGACUGGCGGCUAGGAUGAGGCGUCGUCGAACCCACGAAGAGAGACAGAGCUUGCUUCGGCUCAAGCGAGUCGAAUCUAUAAGGGGUGGUCCCAAAUUAUGA